UUCAUUCUUUAUCCUUCGCAUCGCCAAACAAUCGAAACAAUCUCUUUGCAGGCCUAUCCCUUGUUUCUUUCAUUCCCUUCCGCUAUUGUUGGUCUCAUUGAGAAAUUGUUGGCCACCGGGUAUCUGCCACUGGCAUGCCUAUAGAUGUCAAGGUAUCUGCCCAUCUGGUCUCUCUCCUUUGAUUCUCUACAUUUUCUCUCUCUUGUUUUCAUGAAUCUCCUCGUGAGACGGCUAUGCCAUUAAGAGAUUGGAGCCGUAUCGUCGCCCCCCACACACGCUCGUUCUCUUAUCUGUACUGGGCCUCUCUCGCAACGCUAUCACCCGUCUCGUCAGGCCGUGAAAGCACCACGUUUCGAUGGAUGGCCUCGACCAACACAUCGCCCCCAGAGGCUACGGAUCGAAUGCCACUUAUGUUUAUGAAUACUCUCGGGGCCUGAACGGGGUCCACGUUCCACGCGAUGUCCUUUACACGCGCAUCAUUCUGGGCUCUAUCCUCUUGGUGGCCCUCGUCAUCUUCUGCAGCCGGAUCGCCCAAAUCAGCCAUGCCUAUCUCCGUUUUAUCACCUCCCUGUCCGCCAGCCGGCGGCAACAAACUUUCUGGAGCGUCGAAGCCUCCCCCACCUGGGCCCGCCUGAAGAAGCAUGUGAUGUACGCGCCGCUAGGGAGGAAGAGACACAACCGGGAGAUCCAGCUAUCGUCGGCGGUCAAUGUCGGCACGUUGCCGUCCCGGUUGCAGGCGGUCCUGAUCUUUCUCUACGCGGCCAGCCAGGUCGCCUACUGCGCCACAUUGGACUACCGCGUCAACAAGAAGGAAGCCCUCUUCGCCGAACUCCGGGGCCGAUCGGGAACGCUGGCCGUUCUGAACAUGGUCCCUCUUUUCAUCUUCGCCGGGCGCAACAACCCGUUCAUCUCGCUGCUGCGGGUCAGCUUCGACACCUACAACCUCCUCCACCGAUGGCUGGGCCGCAUCGUAGUGCUCGAAAGCGUGGUGCAUACCGCCGCGUGGGCCGUCAACGCCUGCAACGAGCAGGGCUUCAACGACAUGCUCUCGCGCCUGCGGACGACUCCCUUCUUCACCUGGGGCCUGCUGGGCACGUGUUCGAUGGUCUUCCUCUGCCUCCACUCCCCCUCGCCGAUCCGGCACGCCUUCUACGAGACCUUUUUGCACCUGCACCAGCUCGCCGCCUUGCUGGCGUUCCUCGGCGUCUACGUCCACCUCGACCUCGACAACCUGUAUCAGAAGAAGUGGGCGACCGCGAUCGCCGUCAUCUGGCUGCUGGAGCGAUCCGUGCGGCUCGGCCGUCUCCUCUACCUCAACGUAUCCAUUCGACACGGCGCCACCAAACUCGUCGUCGAAGCCCUCCCCGGGGAAGCCUGCCGCGUGACCUUCCGCCUCCCGCGCCGAGUCCGCGUCAACCCCGGCAGCCACGUCUACGCCUAUAUCCCCAGCGUCGCCCUCUGGACGUCCCACCCGUUCUCGGUCGCCUGGGUCGAUCCCAUCAGCGCGAUGAGCCCCUUUUCCUCUCACACUGAAUCCCCAACCUCCCCUUCCCUCCUCGAGAAACAACCCCCCCGCGAUCUGAACGCUUACCUCGAAGAACAACAACCUCGCAACCCGCACCAACCCACCUCCGUCUCCCUCAUCAUCACCGCCCGCCAAGGCAUGACCCGCAGCCUCUACAACCGCGCGCUCGCCGCCCCCGCCAAGACCCUCCGCACCACCGGCUACAUCGAGGGGCCGUACGCGGCCCGCCCCGUCAACUUCUCCAGCUACGGCACCACCAUCCUCUUCUCCGCCGGCGCCGGCAUCACCCACCACACGCUCUACGUGCGGGACCUGAUUCUCCGGGCGGCCGACGGCUGCGUCGCCACACAGCAGAUCCACCUCGUCUGGUCUGUCCGCAACACGGAGCACCUCACCUGGGUGCGUGAGUGGAUGGAUUCGGUGCUCCGCCUCCCGGGCCGCCGCGACAUCCUCACCGUCCGCCUCUUCGUGUCCAAGCCCCGCAGCAGCCGCGAGAUUGUCUCGCCCAGCUCCACUGUCCAGAUGCUCCCCGGCCGCUGCCGGCCCGACGUCGUCCUGGAUGAGAUCCUCCCGGGACGGGUGGGCGCCACCCUGGUCUCCGUUUGCGGGCCUGGCGCGUUUUCCGACGAGGUGCGCGCUGCAGCCCGUGGGAAGAUCGGGAGCGGACCGGUCGUGGAUUUCGUCGAGGAGGCUUUCACCUGGUAGAUAAGAUUUCCCUUCCUUUUUUCUCAUCUUUUCUUUUUUACAUCGUUUUCAUCUUUCUUCUCCUUCUUACUUUCCUUUUCACGACUUGGUCGGCUGGCUGGCUGGUGUUUUGGAGCGAGGCUGUCUUAUCUUUUUGGUCUCUCUUGUGUUCUAUGUGUUCUGUCGACAUAAUUUUGGGAUGUACAUUCUUUAGUAUUACUGGCAAUAAUCAGGCGUGGAUUUGUUUCCAUGGACACUGUCUUGGAUAGGCACAGUUAUCACCACUAGAUAGAAAUC
Molecule: messenger RNA, 2506 nt
Organism: Aspergillus candidus
Lineage: Eukaryota; Fungi; Ascomycota; Eurotiomycetes; Eurotiales; Aspergillaceae
Product: ferric reductase family protein
Exons: 2
Coding region: 356-2230 (624 amino acids)
Biological process (GO): copper ion import; intracellular iron ion homeostasis; iron ion transport
Cellular component (GO): plasma membrane
Molecular function (GO): ferric-chelate reductase activity
Source: RefSeq, a predicted model, not a curated record